AUGUUCGGUAAGUUAUUUCGUCGGCGAAUUAAUCGAAUUGCACCAAUCGCCAGUCGAGUUCACGAGCGUCAUCUCGAGCUGGAGCCACUCUGUUGCUUAUCGUCAUGUCUUGUAAGGGAAGCUUCCACAGCUAUCGCAGUUCUCGAAAUUGCGUAUGCGAUCAUCACAGUCACUCUCAGCUUCAUUCAAAUAUAUCGUGGUGGCGAUUUUAUAUUUUGGGCACCAAUUAGCGGCAAUCUUGAUGCAAUUAUCAGCCAUCAAAUUUUUUUAUACCCUCUACUGACAUUCGACCUGAUUUCGGUAACAAUGGCAAUUCUCCUUCUACGAGCAUUGUCAACAUACAACAAGAAACAUAUCCGAAUUCAUUACUAUUUCGAUUUCUUUGCGUUAGCAUUUAAUAUUAUCGGAUUUCUAAUCUAUUUAGGCAUUUUAUUUCGAACAAAAUCUCAGAGUUCGAAGGCCAUUAAUUUCUUUCUUUUUAUUAUAUUUGCAACGCAAAUCCCUUUCCAAAUUUGGGCGAUAACCGUCGUAAAAACUUGCUACGAAUUUUUCAUUCUCAUUCAUGUUCUCAUUGAAAUUGCUAAAUAA
Messenger RNA from Dracunculus medinensis (Guinea worm), 588 nucleotides. The record is from the annotation of a GenBank genome assembly. Lineage: Eukaryota; Metazoa; Nematoda; Chromadorea; Rhabditida; Dracunculidae.